AUGAAACAAAAAUGUAUAAUUAUUGGUAGUAAAUUUGAGAUAAUGCUUAGAAAAAAUUAAUAGAUCAUAAGUAUCUUUGGUAAAUUAUAAUUCAGCAAUAUAAAAAAAAAAUUCAGAAGAUUCAAGGUAUUAUUCUAAUAAAGGUAUAUUCAAAAUGGAUGAUAAUUUAGCUAUUACAUUAAAUAAAAUGAACAGACUAGAAGAAGCUUUGGAAAAUUAUGAUUCAGCAAUAUAAAAAAAUCUGGAAGAUUCAACGUAAUAUUUUAAUAAAGGUAUUAUUCGAAAUGGAUGAUAUUUUAGCAAAUACAUUAUAUAAAAUGAACAGAUUUAAAGAAGCUUUGGAAAAUUAUGAUUCAGCAAUAUAAAAAAAUCCGGAAGAUUCAAGGUAUUAUUCUAAUAAAGGUAUUAUUCAAAAUGGAUGAUAUUUUAGCUAUUACAUUAGAUUAAAUGAACAGAUUUGAAGAAGCUUUGGAAAAUUAUGAUUCAGCAAUAUAAAAAAAUCCGGAAAAUUCAAGGUAUUAUAAUGGCAAAGGUAUAAUUCAAAAUGGAUGAUAUUUUAGCUAUUACAUUAAAAAAAAUGAACAGACUAGAAGAAGCUUUGGAAAAUUAUGAUUCAGCAAUAUAAAAAAAUCCGGAAGAUUCAA
Molecule: messenger RNA, 644 nt
Organism: Paramecium octaurelia
Lineage: Eukaryota; Ciliophora; Oligohymenophorea; Peniculida; Parameciidae
Source: the annotation of a GenBank genome assembly